Colletotrichum truncatum is the source of this 1467-nucleotide messenger RNA. RefSeq lists its product as uncharacterized. NCBI's taxonomy places the organism in Eukaryota, Fungi, Ascomycota, Sordariomycetes, Glomerellales, Glomerellaceae. The record is from RefSeq and is a predicted model, not a curated record.
AUGCCGUCAUCCUUGUCACUCUCAAUGUCUGACCUGGCAGAGGCACUGUCGACAUCCUCCCCUGGUUCUUCCGCAACUCUACGUGGGCGCCCGACCAAUACUGCGUCGCCCGCGGCCUCCAUUUGGAAGCAUCUCCCAGAGGCUGGAUUCCGGCAGCAUGUCGUCGAGCUGGAGAAACUGACAAAUGCCGUGCCUGUGGAUGCUCAGACUUUCCCUCUGCCUCGGCAUGAUGCGGCAGCGGAGGCCGUUGAAAAAUCCGAUGGUCUGGUAGCGGACUUGGGCGGCCCAAACUCCGACACAAAAAACUGCCAACCCCGCCAACUCUCGCUGGCCAACGAGCAACGCCUGGCUGAUGAUAUCGCCUAUCUCAUUGCUGUCGGUGAAGGGGCGCAGUCUGUUGCCGCUGCUACUGUCCAAGAAGGUCGUAAUCUCCAAGAUGGAAAAGAUGGAAAAGGAAUGAAAAUCACCGUUGCAUCCGUUGAUGCGAUCGAACCCAGCUCACAAGCGUUUCUACGAUCCAUUUUUCAGAAAUUGUCUGCCGAGCCAAGCCCGAAAACCUUAUUGCAGGAUCUUGUGGACGAGGUCACUCGACAUCACCACAUUCGUCUACUCAACCGUCUUCGGUCGUGCAAGUGGAAGAAGCCAGUCUACCUCUCCCGCACCCACAAGAAACCCCUGUAUGCCGACUUUGCCAACCUCGUCCAUCGCGCCCAGUUCUUGUAUACCAGGAGAGAGGCGAAUACACGUGCCCAGCUCGAACAACAGCUUUUGGCUCUUGCUGCACUUCUUGAGGCCUUUGAGACGGCAACCGAUGAUGACCAUGAAAAGCUAGUAGGGAUUGUCCGCUCUAGCUACAAUGUAUGCACUUCGCCCCUCGUCGCAGACUAUCUCGGGCGCCUGCAGGGGGUCAGGGCAACAACUCAAAUUCAGGCGUGCCUAAAAACCUUGCGCCAGCUCGAAAAGAUCGCUGCAUACCACCGCAUCUGUCUAACUCUAACAAGGCUAUCCCAAUCUCAUGCCAAGAUUUUCGCUAGCGUCGAGCUCCUCUUUCUGCCUCCAUACGAGGCGGUGCCUCUCACCACCGUCGCCUACCAACCGUGGGCGAAGGCGACUCACGUGCACGCAGAGGUUAUACUCAGCGUCCAUCAUGAUCUCGAAUUCCAUCGAUCACAACCUGAAGAGCACCCUUGGCACAAGCCGAGGUGCCUUGGCGCCUCCAAGUACUUUUGCUAUCUCUGCUUCCUCUUCAUUCGACACCACGGGGCUUACUUCGCGGCUAACACGCACGGGGCCUGCUAUGACCAGUGGACAGUACCGGACCUCGCCGAAUAUCCUGAGACAUUAGCCAGCCGUUAUAGUGAGGUAUUACGCGCCAUGGACGCCGACGUUCAAAAUCAGACACGCGCCGCGGUGUGGAGGCCAGAGCCCAUGACGAGCCGGGAAAAUCUGAUUGAGACGACAGAAUGA